UUUUUCAAAUACAAUGAUACAUAUUAAAUGAAAUACGAAGUGUCGAUUCAGUGUUGAAUACAAUUCUACAUUUCUUGUUCUUUUACAGCCACAAAAUGAUUGGUCGAUUAUAUUUCUGGAUUAUUCUAUUUGUUCUUGGCGUUUCCGCACAAGAAAAUACAUAUCGAAGUAUUACAUCAACACUUCGAGAAUGUUACGAAAAUAAAGAUCUUCUAGAAAAAGAUAACAGAUUGCCCCAUACUUUAAAUACAUUAAUUGCGAUUCUCCGAAAAAUCGAAAAUAUAGAAAGCCAGAACAUGGAUUUACGAGCUUUAACUGUUGCAAUUAUGCACAGAUUUCGUCAAGACGGAAUAGUAAAGAAUCCAAAUGUCGUCGAGCAGUCUGGUGUAUUGCCAUAUAAAGCAGGUAUCCAAGCACAAAAAUAUGUACAAAUAAUUCAUUUUAUUCCCGAGACGACUAGCCGGCUUCUUGAUGACAACAUAAUAACCGACAUUGAAAGGUGUACCCUUCAUUUCAUGUUAUCUAGCAGUAUUGAAAUGUACGAAAGAGGAGACGAAAACAAAGUGUGUAGAUUGACCGGUCCUUUCAGAAGUGUGAGAAGUGUUAUCAGCAAUUAUUCCCUUAAUACAAAUUUGGAUAUGCACGAUGAUGUAGAAACCUUGACACCUGAACAAAUCGACGUUAUUACAAGUAACAAAGACGAAAUUACCAAACAUGUGUUUGAUGCAAACGCUAUGUAUUCGGAAUUUCCACCGAAUCACCCAAAGACUGCUCGAUUGGUUGACAAACCACUAAGCAGUUGUCCUGUGGAAAAUGGCGUUAUAAAAACUGCCUGGGGUCCAGUUUCUGCCGGGCCGCUAAUCGCUGGUAUAGCUGCUGGUCUACAACCUGAAGAUGUAGCACUCUCGGAAAUUUUUAGCGAAGAUAACGCAGAAAGAAGGGCAAAUUUAUCAAACUUAACAUUGGAUAAUAAAUGGAUUGCAACCAUAACUGGUGAUUUAGCUGAAGUUAUUUUAAUGCAAGGCCCUACAAAUAACAAGGAUGAAAAGUUUGUAGUAGGUGUAGACGGCAAUUGGAAUUCAUCAGCUCUGCCCCGUUGGUAUUUUCUGACAAAUAAUAGCAAAUUACAAUUUACUGCGGCAGAAAUCAGAGGAGAUAUUGAUGGAUUCAUUCUUGCAAGGGAAAUUGAAGCUUUGUUUUCAAAAAUACCUAAAUUGAGAUUGUCGCAGAUUUUAGAUCUAUAUUAUAGUUCUCGUGGAUUAUUUAAUCCUACGAUUAGAGCAUGUAAUCGAAAAACAUUGUUCGAAAAUAUAUCAAGCCAGAUAUCUGAACAGACAUUUAGUGCUUCAUUAGUUUUGGAAGAAUAUUUGCAUAAAGCUACAAUAAGUGACGAUAAAAUGGAAAAUUUUGCAACACAAGCAACAGAGCAAUUGGCUUCUUACGUUAAUUCAAUGGAUAACGAUUUAUCGUGCAAUAAGACAGGAAAUUUUGAUGUUACUCAAAUUGCUAUUGAUCUGACAAUUAUUAUUGAUAUAACAUGGUCUUUUAACGAGAUACAAUCAAUUAUUGCAAACAUAUUGGAUAAAAUCGACAUAAAUCAGUACAAUAGUCAAUUCACAAUCAUUAAUGGUCAUGAUGGCAGUAUCAUAUUGAAUACUACCAACAGUAUUUUAGACUUUGGUUUAUAUAAUAUAAACAAUUAUACAAAUAAUGUUACUAACGGAAUUAACUUCGAUCUUCCUAAAUCAUUUGACAAAUUGUGGGUUUUGCAAAAAAAGAAAUUAAACGAUACACGUUAUGAUCUUGGAAACGUAAAAUCUGAUGUGGUUUUAAUUAUUCCAUAUACAUCGUCUAUCUCAAGUUCUGAUAAGGAAUACUGCAUACAACAAAUCAAGAACAUGCGAGAGCAAGUGCCGGAUACCACAUUAUUUAUAUUGACUUAUGGAUCGAUAGAUAGAUGGACAGACCUUAUAUCAUCAACUAAUUUGUUUACCGUGCAAACUACUGCAGGCGAUAUAGGAAAUUCAGCGACAAUUACUAAAUUAAUUUCGAGGAUAAAACAAGUUCCACAGCGGUUGAUCAAUACACAAUGUGGAGAGAAUUAUGUUAGUGUUGGAAAGUCGAAUUCAUUUAUCAAUUACAUUGAACCGAAUUCAGUAGUCUUUUACAGAAUGCAUCCUAAUUAUUUCUUUUCUACCGAAAGCGAUCAUGUUUCUAAGAUAACGAUUCACAGUGAUGAUAAUUUAAAAGUAUGUAAAUCGCGACGUUUUCAAAAUAUUAAUGAGACAAAUGACUGUGUAUCAAUAAAUAAUAAUGCAUAUACUAUUGAAUUUUCCUGCGGUGAUGCUGGUUUGAUACAUCUUUGCGAUCCGUUGCACCUCUUAAUCAGUGCCAAUUCUUCAACUAUAAAUUUUAAAUAUGGUCCAGAUGAGUGCAGAUUUCCUCAUAUGAUCAAAUACACUAUUUCCUAUGAGAAUUUGGUAUGUGAAAGUAAUGCAAAUAUAAAUAUGUUGAACAUCUUCAUUUUAGUCAUAAGUAUGAUAUAUACAUUUUUGUAAUAAAAAAUAUAAAAGAUAUAGAGAUUGCAAAUAUUUUACUUUU
This is a messenger RNA of Acromyrmex echinatior (Panamanian leafcutter ant), 2601 nucleotides long. RefSeq lists its product as uncharacterized. The record is from RefSeq and is a predicted model, not a curated record. Lineage: Eukaryota; Metazoa; Arthropoda; Insecta; Hymenoptera; Formicidae.